Molecule: messenger RNA, 3378 nt
Organism: Zalophus californianus (California sea lion)
Lineage: Eukaryota; Metazoa; Chordata; Mammalia; Carnivora; Otariidae
Gene: SEC22B
Product: SEC22 homolog B, vesicle trafficking protein
Exons: 5
Coding region: 162-809 (215 amino acids)
Biological process (GO): vesicle fusion with Golgi apparatus; endoplasmic reticulum to Golgi vesicle-mediated transport; retrograde vesicle-mediated transport, Golgi to endoplasmic reticulum
Cellular component (GO): endoplasmic reticulum membrane; Golgi membrane; ER to Golgi transport vesicle membrane
Molecular function (GO): SNAP receptor activity
Source: RefSeq, a predicted model, not a curated record
CUCCAAAGCUAGUUUCCGGCCACCUCAGCGGGAAGCGCAGACGCAAGCAGCUGGCUCUUUCGGGAACUAAGAUUAGAGUUGUAACUGUUGUCGCGGCGGAGGAAGUCAGGGGGACUUCUGCGGCCAUCCCGGCCAGUGUUGGGUCCCUGUAGCCUGUGAAGAUGGUGUUGCUUACGAUGAUCGCCCGUGUGGCGGACGGGCUCCCGCUGGCCGCCUCGAUGCAGGAGGACGAACAGUCUGGCCGGGAUCUUCAACAGUACCAGAGUCAGGCUAAGCAACUCUUUCGCAAGUUGAAUGAACAGUCCCCUACUAGAUGUACUUUGGAAGCUGGUGCCAUGACUUUCCACUACAUUAUUGAGCAGGGAGUUUGUUAUUUGGUUUUGUGUGAAGCUGCCUUCCCUAAGAAAUUGGCUUUUGCCUACCUAGAAGAUUUGCACUCAGAGUUUGAUGAACAGCAUGGGAAGAAGGUGCCCACUGUGUCUAGGCCCUAUUCCUUUAUUGAGUUUGACACCUACAUUCAGAAAACCAAGAAGCUCUACAUUGACAGCCGUGCUCGGAGAAACCUAGGCUCCAUCAAUACUGAAUUGCAAGAUGUGCAGAGGAUCAUGGUGGCCAAUAUCGAAGAAGUGUUACAACGGGGAGAAGCACUCUCAGCAUUGGAUUCAAAGGCUAACAAUCUGUCCAGUCUGUCCAAGAAAUACCGCCAGGACGCGAAGUACUUGAACAUGCGUUCCACUUAUGCCAAACUUGCAGCAGUCGCUGUAUUUUUCAUCAUGUUAAUAGUGUAUGUGCGAUUCUGGUGGCUGUGAAGUAGUGAAUCCAGUCACUGGCGAGGGUGAACCUAGAGCCUGGCAGGUGUAUGUUUUCAGGAAACUGAGCUCACAGAGAUGUGUAUUAGAAUUCCAAGUGGAACUUCUGCUUCUAAAGACCUUGCAAGGAAAGACAUGUCCUGAAAAUGAAAUGUUACACCUCAUUUGAUGAAGCUUACCCCUUUGUAGAAAGUCUCUUUUGGGGGCAGAGGCUUUCUGUGGGUACUGAGGUGUAUAUGUUAGGGAACAGUAGAUUGUUUAAUUUUGUUUUUUCCCUCCCAGUGUUUUUACAUUUUUAAAACAGCACUGAGUGGGGCAUUUUCUUUCUCUAAUGGAGCCAUCAAUGAGAUCUGGCUUAGCCAACCUGUGCUAGCAACAGUCUGAAAUUCCUUCAGAGAAGGCAGCCCGUUGGGAAGUUUUUUUGACUCUAAUCAACAUUCCUUUUGUUGGUGACAUUUGUGAUUUUCAGUUUUUGAUGGCCUUGUAAACAAGACUCCACUAUGUGAAGGUUAAUUGCUGUGCUGCAAAGAUGUUGUCUGUUGGCCCCUGUAGGAAGUUAACCUUUGUUGUUUUCCUUUUAUGAUAUUUUGCUUAUUGCACAACUGCUUUAGGGUUAAAUGGAUUAUAUUAAGAUGCCUUGAAAUUAUAUUAUAGCACUCCUUGAUAAAGAAGCUAAAGUGUUUUCUGUCAUUUACUCCUUAAAAGACUUAAAUUUAGUUUGGGACAUUCUUAAUUUUAUCUUUCAGCAUCCGGUUUGUAUUAAUAGAACAGUAAGUAUAGCAUACAGAUAGCCAGAGUCCCCUGACUUAAUGGGAAGAAAGGCCCAGCCCAUCACUACAGCUUUGUCCUGCCCCUUCUUACUUUCUCCACUGUAGUUUUCCCCACUCUCUUUUCCUCCUGCUGACAUUUUAAAACUUUAUCUGCGCCUAGUAGUUUCAUAUCCAUAAGCAUCCUCUCAGGAUAUUCUCAAAUUUCAAGAUGGAAAAUGUUUAGCCGUGUAGUUAGAUUUAAAUUUUUACAGAGCACCUACUCAAACUACUAAAUACAUUUAUCUGAGAAAGUCUCUGAGAACACCUCGUACCUGCUUCAGUUUAUGUAAAUUCUCUGAGAAUGUUCUAGAGAUAGAUAACUCAUUUAAGUGGCUUCUAUUAACAAAAGUACCUGUGAUUUUUCCUUUUUUUGCUCAGGGAUGAUGGGGAUUUCCUUUUACCUUCUGAGGUAAAAUUUUUUAAAUGGGGAGAAUAGACCUCUUAAAUAUUAUCACAAGGGUCUACAAUAUAAACUAGAAUUUACACAUACUGCAAAUAUUUCUUUAAGUCCUACAGGAAAAUGAGCCAGCUUCUUACUUCUUAACAUCUUUGGAGAGAACUUUAACUAGUAAACAAUUUUAUAACUAAGGGAUCAUCAUAGCUUCUGUCCUGAUCCUGAUAGAGAAAAAAGAUCCUAUUUCCUAAUAACAAAGCAAGGAGAAGUGGCUUAAUUUGUUCCUGAUAAAUUACAGAACUAAAAGAAAUUUUUUUCUUUCUAUUUUGGACCUAAGUCUGCCAAUUGGAGUAUGUGCAUGAAAUAUGAAGUUACUUUUUAUAGAAAAUAAGUGCUUUUAAGUCCCUAAAAGGCUUGUCCCUAGAGUAGUGAUGUUGGUAAUAAAAGCCUAUUAAGCUUUUUGGAAGACCUGAAAGUCUGAAAACCUUAGUGGUACCAUAACAUUUGGUUCUUCUAUAGGAGUGGAGAGUGGCAGCUCGUUGUUGAGAGUUGCAUGCAGCAACCAAGUGGCCAGCAAUGAAAUAAAUAUUUCUAGAAUGUUCCCUUCAGUGUGAAGUUUUAUUAUCUAGUUAUUUUAUGUGCAAAGAGUUUUCUGGGUACAUUUCUACCAAACUCAUUGGGUUAAUUAAAAAAUGAGAACGGGGGCAGAAUGAUGAAGAAAGGAAUGAGAAAGUGGUUUAAUGUUACGACGGUAGAAAAAUGAGAGAACAAGCCUGUCGUGAUGUGGCUCCCACUUCUGUUCUUUAUUGGAGGUAGUGGGAGGAUCCGACCAUAUGAAAAGUAUCCGCAACCAACCAGGCAUCUAAAAUAGAAUGUGAUAAAUACUGUCUAGUGUUACUGGGGGCACAUUAAGAAAGGACGCCUAAUUUACUUUGGGAAGGAAUGUGGUAAGAGAAGGAGAAUGAGGUAUUCCGGACAGAGUCAGUUGUUUGUGCAAUAUCCUGAGUAAAAUAGUGAGACCCGUGUUGGGGAUAGUGAUUAGCUUGGUUCACCUUAACUCACUGGUUAAGUUUGGGCAGUUGAGACUUAAAGAACCCGACUGGUAAAUUGUAAUAAAAAGACUUGUCUACCAUGCUAAGGAGUUUAGACCACACUAAUAUCCGUGGCAAGAGAUGGUAUCAGAUUUACGGUUUCAAAUGAUCAUUCUGGCCAAAGUAUAAAAGAUGUAUUAGGGAUAAGCCUGAAAGUAAGGAGAUAAAACUGAGGAGCCAUCAAAGGUAGACUGAGGCAUAGGAGGCAGGUUUCCAGCGAUUUUCAAGAAAAGAGUUACUAUCCCAGGUACCAAAUAAAUUUAAUUUUGACAUAA